AGCACAUAUGAAGUAACAAUAAGAGACGGUGGUUUCUCACAAGGGGAAAUAGCGAACUAUACGUGUAAACCAGGGUAUAGUUAUCAAAGCGGAAACCUUACCAGGAUAUGCCAGGACAAUAACAGUUGGUCAGGUAUCGCUCCAACUUGCGUGGCUGAUUGUGAACUGCCGACAGCGAUUAUGAACGGCUUCUACACGUUAACUCAAGGAACCACAUUUGGCAGCAGAGCUACAUACAUGUGUCAAGCAGGGUUCAAGCUAGUAAAUUUAGCAUCCAAUCUGACAUGCGGUUCGAGCUCUCAAUAUAGCGGUUCGAGUUCUCAAUGGAUCGGUACACAGCCAGAAUGUGAGAUAAUUGACUGCGGCCAACCUUCCGAUGUGAAAAAUGGAUCAUUUAGUCUUUCGUCCGGAACUCACUACGGUAGCAUUGGAACGGCGACGUGCGUCGCAGGGUACGAGAUCAAUGAAUCUGCAAAUAUCAUGUGUGAUAUUAAUGGCGAUUGGAACGGUUCUUUUCCCGACUGUACUCCAGUUGAUUGUGGAUCGGUGCAAAACAUUGAAAACGGAAAUGCCACUUUAACCGGAACAACAUUUGGGCAUACUGCAACCUAUAACUGUGUGUCGGGCUUUGAAUUAGUUGGACCAAACCUGUUGACAUGCAAUGCGUCGUCCGAAUGGGAACCAUAUAAACCAAAUUGCGUUGCUGAUUGUGGACCACCAACACAGAUUAUGAACGGCUCGUACACUUUGUCCCAGGGAACCACAUUAAGCAGCACAGCGACUUACCAGUGUCAAGCAGGGUUCCAGCUAGCCAAAGGGAAUUCCUCUCUGAUAUGCGAUGAGAAUUCUCAAUGGAUCGGUUCACAACCAGAAUGUGAAAUAAUUGAGUGCGGCCAACCUCCCGAUGUGAAAAAUGGAUCAUUUAGUCUUUCGUCCGGAACUCAGUACGGUAGCAUUGGAACGGCGACGUGCGUCGAAGGGUACGAGAUCCACGAAACUGCAAAUAUCAUGUGUGGUGAUAAUGGCAAUUGGAACGGAUCUCUUUCCGACUGCGCCCCAGUUGAUUGUGGAUCGGCGCAAAACAUUUCAAACGGACAUGUCGCUUCAACAGGAACAACCUUUGGACAUACUGCAACCUAUUACUGUAUUACAGGCUUUGCAUUAGCUGGACCUAACCUGGUGAAAUGCAAUGCGUCGGCCGAAUGGGAACCAUAUGUACCAAGUUGCCAAGUUAAGAAUACCAGUAUUGAAAGCGUACCCAAGAAGCUAUACAUUAUGCCGUGCAUUUGUUACAACAAGACGUUCACGGGACUGACGGAGGAGCAGAUAAUAGCUCAGUUGAUACGGAACAUGUCCAUAGACACGCGCAACACCAGCAUGGCGCUCAACAAGCUACGCUGCAGGCAAGAUGACCGACCUUUCUGUGUUAUAACCGGUUACAUUACUAUCGGAGUCAUCGGCGGGAUGUUUCUACUGUUGGUUCUCUCAGAUGUCCCCAGGCUUAUUCACGAUUUUCGAUUCUAUUUUUAAUAAAACAAAACGAAAAACUGCAUAAUAUAAUUACACCAUAUUAAUGCGUACUUGUCCCAAAGUAAGCCACGUGAUAAUGAGUAAACAUGUUAAGUGUAUUAAUAUAUUUAAUGGCACAGCCAGCUUUAGUGAUUCUAACCAAGUAGUUUGGCUACAGGCUUUAUGACAUUAUUCAUGUAAAAAGAUUAUAAAACGAAACGGAAAUAUGUCUGACCCGCAUACUCGUGAUCUGCAGGACAACACUAUAAAAUAUAAGAAAAUGGUUUCAUUUGAAACGCUUCGAAUCAUAUCACUCAAACUAUUUACCUACUGAAUUACAUAGAUGAUUAUCAUCACGACAUUUACGAAUACAGUUGCGAAGUAGAUGGUUUAAUAAUGAUAUGAUAGUUUGAAAACAAUUAUUUGUACAUUCCGUUAAUUCUAUUGGCGAUUGUGCAUGUGAGUUUCUUUUUUCUUGUGUAUUUCUUAAUAUUCUCCGUGCAUUCCAUGUCAGUUACAUAGACGAAUGUGCGUGUGUGUUUCUUUUUUAUUGUGUGUUUAUUGUGUGUUUCUUGCUUACUUUGAACAUUCCGAGUUAAUUGCAUAGGGCAAUGUGUAUUUGUUUGUUUAAAAAAAAAAAUUUGUCAAAAUAUUUAAAAAGCCUCUUCUUACGCGGAUGUCUUAGAAUAUGAAGUAAUACAAUAAAACAGAAAAAAAGCUUCUUUGUUUAAUGAAGAAUAAUCUUGUAACGAUAGAAGCAUCCUUAAACUUACAAAGGAACAACGCUUAACUGCUGUGCACUUCUGUGCAUGUAAACAAGAAGAGUUGCUCCUCACCAAUCAGUAAGAAUAUAUGGUUAUCACAGCCGUCGCAAAUAUAAUUGUGCAGGUCUACAAAAAAACACAAGAAGUUUAAUCAAUGUACUCUUCUAUAUGGAAUAAUGUUUCAAUUUUUGCAUACAUAUUUUUGAAUAAAUUUGCAUUAAUCAUGGGUUUUUAAUAAGGCGUAGAUUUAACCAA
Messenger RNA from Dreissena polymorpha, 2528 nucleotides. Its product is annotated as sushi, von Willebrand factor type A, EGF and pentraxin domain-containing protein 1-like. The transcript has 3 exons. NCBI's taxonomy places the organism in Eukaryota, Metazoa, Mollusca, Bivalvia, Myida, Dreissenidae. The record is from RefSeq and is a predicted model, not a curated record. The coding region runs from base 181 to 1530 and encodes 449 amino acids.